AUGUCCGCGGGGAGCGCGGGGCCGGCGCCGGGACCCGGCCCGGGCCCUGAGCCGGGGCCUCUGUGCCCGGAGCACGGCCAGGCUCUGACGUGGUUCUGCUGCUCCGAUCGGCGGCCGGUGUGCGCCGCCUGCACCGAGCCGGGCGGCGGCUGCCGGGGCCACCGCAUCCGCCCGGCGGGGGAGCGCGCAGAGGAGCUGCGGAACAAGAUUGUGGACCAGUGUGAGAGGCUGCAGUUACAGAGUGCUGGCAUCACCAAGUACAUGGCUGAGGUCCUACCAGAGAAGAACCAGAGAGCAGUGAGCAUGGCCAGUGCAGCACGGGAACUGGUCAUCCAGCGGCUGGGCCUGGUGAGGAGUCUAUGUGAGACUGAGGAGCAGCGGUUGCUGGAACGGGUGCAUGGCGAAGAGGAGCGGGCGCACCAGAGCAUCCUGACGCAGCGAGUGCACUGGACUGAGGCUUUGCAGAAGCUCGACACCAUCCGCACCAGCCUGGUGGACAUGCUCACCCAUACGGAUGACCUCCAGUUGAUUCAGAAGGAGCAGGAGAUUUUUGAGAGGACCGAGGAAGCAGAGGGCAUUUUGGAUCCCCAGGAGUCGAAAAAGUUAAACUUUAACGAGACCUGUGCUUGGAGCCCACUUCUGACCCAGCUCUGGGCAACGGCAGCUCUCGGCUCCCUCUCAGGCACAGAGGAUGUGCGCAUCGAUGAGAGGACUGUCAGCCCCUUCCUGCAACUGUCAGACGAUGGAAGGACUCUGACCUUCAACGCCAAGAAGUCCAAGGCCUGCGCAGAUGGCCCAGAGCGCUUUGACCACUGGCCCAAUGCCCUGGCCGCCACCUCCUUCCAGUCCGGGCUGCACGCGUGGAUGGUGAAUGUGCAGAACAGUGGUGCCUACAAGGUGGGCGUGGCCUUAGGCCAGCUGCCUCGAAAGGGUUCUGGCAGUGACUCUCGCCUGGGCCACAACGCCUACUCCUGGGUCUUCUCCCGCUAUGACCAAGAGUUCUGCUUCUCACACGACGGGCAGCACGAGCCCCUGGGGCUGCUGCGCUGCCCCGCACAGCUGGGCGUGCUGCUGGACUUGCAGGCCCAGGAGCUGCUGUUCUACGAUCCGGCCUCGGGCACGGUGCUCCACACCCACCACGCGUCCUUCCCGGGGCCCCUCUUCCCAGUCUUCGCUGUGGCUGACCAGACCAUUUCCAUUGUCCACUGA
Pipistrellus nathusii (Nathusius's pipistrelle) is the source of this 1209-nucleotide messenger RNA. The record is from the annotation of a GenBank genome assembly. NCBI's taxonomy places the organism in Eukaryota, Metazoa, Chordata, Mammalia, Chiroptera, Vespertilionidae.